CGAAAAGUAUUGAAUCGGUGACGUCACAAAAGACGAGACGGUGGAAGGAGGCGGACGGGGUGGACGGACGGUCGUGCGUUGAAAAAUGUCCGGUUACUUGAAUUUAUCGUCUACGUGAACAGAGAAUAAGCGUGGGUAAACACACGAGUUUCGCGAACGACACCGGCGUGCGAACCGGCGAGUGGACGUCCACGAGACGGACGUCGUCGUUCCCAGGGCACGUGUAGUAAGCCGAGAGGAAACCAAAAGUGCUCGAGUCGCUCUCGCGACUCCUGUGUGACGGUUCGAUAUCGCAUCGCAUCGUAAAGUUGCGAUAAAAUAAAACAAGGCGAACGCGGGCACGCGCGCGCGGCGACGUAUCGCGCCAAGAGUGCCGAGGAUCGCAGCUGGAUCUCUCACCAUCUGUCACGCUCAUUGUCUCAGAUUAAGCGGUCUUGGACGAGGAGAUCUGGGAACGAAGAGAAUGAAGAUUGUCAAGGGGGAAUGAUAGGUAAGAGCACGCUUAAAAGGAGAGACGACGGCAAGAUCGAUGUCGAUUAGAAGAGUGACGAAUCCGCGAAAACGUGCGACAGGAUGCAAGAGGGUAACACCGCCGUUGCGCUAGCGAUGGUGACUCCCGGAUACGAUCAGGACCCUGCGAGUGGGGUCGCCGAUUAUACGACUCAUCAAGAUCAGGCCCAGUUCGAGUCUGACAAGAGAGCCGUAUAUAAGCAUCCGCUCUUCCCGUUGCUGGCGUUACUCUUCGAAAGAUGCGAACAGGCGACCCAGAGCUCGGACAACUCCACGUCCGAAAGCUUCAACAUGGAUAUACAGGCUUUUGUCCAGCACCAAGAAAGAGACCGAAAGCCUUUCCUGAUCAAUGACCCCGAGAUUGACGGUUUGAUGAUCAAGGCGAUACAGGUGCUGCGCAUCCACCUUCUGGAAUUGGAGAAGGUGCAGGAGCUGUGCAAAGACUUUUGCAACAGGUACAUUACAUGCCUGAAGGGCAAGAUGCAGAGCGAGAACCUGUUACGCAGCGACUACAGCCACCAUGGACACGAUAUGGGUCCGUCGAGUGGCAGCAAUGGCAGCAGCCCGUUGCAGGUGCUGUCAUCUACAGGCAAUGAUGUUGAGUCGGGAGCUAACGGAUUCAGAGUGAGCCGGGGGGACUCCGGACUGGCGGAGAACGAUGGCGCGAAUCCGCGAGAAGAGAGCGAUAAUCACGAUAAUCAACCGGUUCGAUCGUCGUCUUCCGCCAUCCAGCGCAACUCGAGCAAAUCCGCUAGCCAAGACCACGACGAUCCACUCUCACCGUCCGCGGUGCACGGAAGCACGCCUCUCUCGCAGAUCGGGGCGCAUGGAUGCGCCCCGGUUAACGACAUGUAUCUCGGUCAAGAUGACAGUAACGAGUAUCUACGAACUAUCUCCAACAGAGUAUAUUUGGAAGAAGCUGGAUACUGGGGACUUGUCGCGUUGCGAGAACGGGAAAACGCGGAAUACGCGGAAUACGCGGAUGUCGAAAAUGCUAAUGAUGAAAAGUAUUUUGACAUUACUGUUGCAGGCUCGCCUUCUCCGGUGGCGAGCGAGGACGAGGAGGAAAGUGCCAGCAACGCGGCCUCGAAUCACGCUGGGAACCAUAGGAGUAAUCACGGUAGUGCUAGAAAGGGACGUCAGAAGAGAGGUGUUUUGCCUAAACAUGCUACUAGCAUUAUGCGAACGUGGCUCUUUCAGCAUUUAGUACAUCCUUACCCAACCGAAGAUGAAAAGCGUCAAAUUGCCAGCCAAACGAAUUUAACACUGCUACAAGUGAAUAACUGGUUUAUCAAUGCUCGUCGACGGAUCCUACAACCUAUGCUAGACGGCGCGGGUGCGGAUGCAGCGUCGCGCGCUGGAAAACGUCACAAGGUUUCGAAACACGCUGUACAACAACAAGCGACUCAACAACAACAAACAGGCUGGCAAUCCGAAGACUCGGCAAGUGAUUCGGGUUCUAGCGACGGUGAGGGAGGUGCCGCUAGAUCGAAAGACGGUAACGAUAGCGAUGAAGAUGAUCUUCACUGACCUCUGUCGAUCACCGAAACGUCAACCUCUUUACGGUACCUUCAAAUCCAGUUGCUCAUUACAGUAUUAAGGUAUUCGGGUAUAGAUAUCGCUUUAACUGUCAAAUACGUAAUUAAUCUUGCGAAAGUUAAGAAUACGUGGGUAGAGGUUAUCACGCUCUCUGAUUAUUUGACACUGUCUAUUCGUCAUCUACCCAAUCUAUUAAUUUUUUUUAUGACUAACAAUCAGUCAUAAAUGAUAAAUUUUUAAUCUCGGUUCAUAUCGUGGUGAGAAUAUUAACUUUAUCAUAUAUAACACACGAGAGACGAGGACUGAGAUUGAAUAGGUACUAGAAAGAGCAGCUUAUUACUUAAAUACAUAUAAUUUAAACGAAAAGAUACUUUUGCAUUAAGCUAUGAAAUGUUAUUUAUUUUUGAUGACAAUAUUCAAGUGAAUAACCACGCAAAUAGUAAGAUAAAUCUGAUUUUUCUUCCAAAUCAUAAUUUUUUAUUAGUUUAGUUAUUUUUUUUUUUAUAACGUACGUCUCUCCCUCAUGAUAAUAUUUAUGACAUCUAUAAAAAUGUAAUUAGAAAAAUAUGUUAUUUAAAUGUAAUCUUAUUAAUGAUUCAUCGGACAAGAAAUCACUGUAGAAAGAUUUUCUUUAAUGGUUAUGUACAUUUUCAAACAUAUAUCAUUGAUGAAUUAUAUCGCGUGUAAAAAUUUUCUUUUUUGUACAUUUUAAAAUAAUAAUAAUUAAUUGCCUCAAUAUCAAUUAUUGUCAGUUUUUUGCCAUACACAUACAUACAAAACUUUAAUAUUUUAUAAAAUAUAAUAAAACGACAAAAUCAAAUCUUCAUCUUCUGUUAGCUUCAUUAACAAUAUUAUUAUAUUAUUAUUGGUAUUGUUACAAUUAAUACUGUUUCGACUAUUUGACUAUCUACUACUACUAUUACUAUUGCUAUUACUAUAACCACCGCUAUUAUUACUAUUAUUACAGUACUGCUAUUACUAGUAAUAGUAUUACUACUGCUAUUGCUAUUCCUUCCAUUAAUGCUAUUACUACUAUUACUAUACUAUAUGACUUUUACUAUUAUUACCAAUACUAUUACUACUACUGUUACUACUAAUACUCGCGCUUCCGCUACCACUAAAGCUACUGCUAUUACUAAUACUCAUACUGCUCCUCUUAUAAUAAUUGCCAUUCUUGUGUUGCAACAAAAUCCCCAUAUUUUUCGUUUGAAAUUACGGUUCGUGUAUAAGCUUCUUCUGAGAUAGAAAUUUGUUAAUUUGCUUUAUAACUUGUAUAAUGGAAUGCAAUACGCGAACAAUGAAACGACAAUUGAAUCGUUGAUAAUUAGUACAUAAUUGUAAAUCAUUUGAUUAGACGCAUCGUUUGUAAAAAGAUAAAAGAUACUUACUUUUCAAAUUUGAUGAGAACAUAACUCAUAGAAAUGCACUAUUGAUUGUACUUUUCGUGCCAUUAAAGAGCGUGGUAACUUCCGCGUUUAGUCUUUGUUCAGCUCUGCAGUGUCGUGGCAUAGCAAAGCGCUGUCCCUCCAUGAUAAUAAUAAUAAUAUAAUACAAAUAAAAUAUAACUAAUAAUGAUAAUAAUUAUUACGCUAUUGAUAAUGAUAAUAAUUAUAAUUAUAAAAUAAUGAUAAUAAUGAUACUAGUAAUAAAAACAAUAAAAACAGCAACACAACACACAACGCAAUGAUGAUAUAUAAUACUACAUUAAAUAUAUGACAAUUAUAUAUUUUUAAAAUCUAAGUGUCGUCCCUGAGCGCGCGUAUACUGCACGUUACUACUGUACAUAUUACAUGCGGAACUAUAGUGUGAGAUAGAGAGAAAGAGAGAGAGAGAAAGUGAGAGAGAGAGAGAGAGAAAAAUGAAACAAAGAACAAAUAUUAUCGAAUAUGUAAAAGAGAAGUUAAUACUUUUCUUGUUACUGAAAAAAAUGGAUAUAUUCGACGACAUACAUUCAUGCCAUCUUUUUUUUUAGAAUAAUAUUAAUGUUUAUGCGCACUAGCUGUCUACAUGUGAUCAUUACGUUUUACUGUUAACGGCAGAUAUUCUUCCUUCAUGUACUUUAAUGCUCGUUUAUUUUGAACUUUUCUUCUUCGAGUCUAGCAAGUUUUAAUAUUGAAAAUUCGCAAAUUAUAGCUGUUCUCGCUGAAAUAUAUAUUCGUGUAUAUAUACUGUUCUUCCCGAUACACAUAUACGCAUGUACAUUUAUGCUUUCCCAAUCUAUCGUUUCCGCGCGAUCCGUCCAUCGAGAUUUUUACACAAGUGGUUAAGGCAUUUUAUAUUGUUAGUUUUUUGGACGUAAAAUAACGUAGCGAAAAUUACUUCCAAGUCGAUACAGUUUCAAUAGAAAGAUGUUCUUCCCCUUAAUGUUAACACUAAUACAGAUCGUGGAGAAUUCUCGUUUCGGCUUAAUUUAUCUCAGCUCUGCCAAUAUAUUGUCACCGUCGUUUUCCUCACUCGGAUUAGUUCUCGAUAAGCAAAACAACACUAGUCACUCGAUCAUAAGAGGAAAAUAUGCCAUAUGACGCAGCCUGCAGUGUCGCACGGUUUGCCUUAAGAAUAUAGCCAAAUAUUAUUUCUCUCCUGUUCCUCUCCAUUCUCUUCUUAUAUAUGUAUUGACUCUCCUGAUGUACAUAGCCAAUUGACAGAGUGCUUCCAUUUAUAGUAGCUCGCAACUUGUUCGAAUUGAGAAUGAACUCUAGUUUUCAUUGUUACUUUUAUUUUUUUAUUUUUUUUUAAAUAUCGAUUUUUUGUAUGCAACAUAAGCUUUGCCUCAGUCGCUUCGAUCAAUUUUUAUGAUAUCGUAAUCGCAUGAUAUAAGUAUUUGAUAAUAUACGCGAUACAACUCGAGUAAAACGAUAUUAUCAAUUGCAGACAGCUGACAGUAUAGCUCCGUGUGUACGACACAUCAGUCCGUUUAAAAAUAAUAAACAAUCAGCCGCAAUACAAUAAAGAUUAAAACUUGUGGGAAAAAGUAUCAAUCUCGUCUUUCGAUUUUUUGAAAAAAGAAAAAAGUAUUUGUUCGCGAGGAAACGCACCCCAAAGGGAUCUGCAUAUUGCUCAACCGGAGUGUUUGUAAUAAGCAAUAAUAUACGCGAUCCAAUGUGAGAUGAAGAAAGAAAAAAAAAUCGUUUUCCUAGCAAAUAUUAUUGCUUUAACAAAACCGCCACCUUUCUCUCGUCAUACGGGACUAUACUGUAUUCGAGAGAUAAAUAAAAUUUCUAAGAUAACGUUAUAGAUUAAGAGGUAGGUUGUAAGGCUGAACCACGUAUACGUAUGUGCUGCGGCACCAGACGACUGUGAUAAUUCGGUGGGCGGUGCCCAGCCUCCUACUUCAUCCUUGUAUACUAAAAAAAAUAAUUAGAAAUAAAGAAAGAGCGUAAACAAUUUUACCGAGGAGAGGUUGAACGUAUGUCGGGACGUGCGUUGUAGAAAUGAUUUUUUAUCCAUAUGCACGUUGAUCAAACGAAAAGUCACGAAACGCGUGGCAUUUAAAAUAUGCGCUAUUGGCAUAUUUUCACUUUAAAUAUUUUUCCUUUCUUCGCGCAUACAGAUGUUCCCGUAUAAAAAAAAAAUUAUUACGACGCGUGCAUAUAGAUACUUUAUACUAGAAAACGUAAACACUUUUGCCGCAUUAAAAUGUCGAUGCGAAAAUUAUCUAUCGAAAACUAGAUUAAAGAAAAAAAAAGAGGACACAAAAGUAGGAAUGGGCACGCAAAAUGACAAAUAGUUUAUUAAAUAAUUGACAAAUCGUGAUCAUCGACGCGGAUUUUUCGAAAUUUAUGAAUAAAUCCUAAUUUAAGAAUUUACAUUUGCACUUAGUAUCUUGCGAAUUGUACGUCACUUGUUAUUAAAAUAUUUGUAUGCGCGUAACAUAAUUAUGCAAUGACACACGGAUUAGUUUCAUAAUUAUAUUUUCUUAUUGUAAAAAUAUCGAACCUUCAUAUUUUUAAUUUCUUGGAAUAACCUCUCUAUUCUAAACUUUUUUCACAUUUAUUUAAUAAUAUGAAACAAAAAUGUCAUUUGAUUCGUGCACGUUCUCGUUCUAUGCAUAUGUGUUUGAAAUGUGAGAUUGCAUCUUAAAGUAAGACCCAGAAAUCCAAUAAAGCAAACCAAAUAAAUGUAAAUAUUCAGUUUAUAGACAUGAAGUUUAAUUAUAUCUAAUAAGAAUUGAGAGAGAGAUUACGAUUAAAAAAGAUUAUAUAUAUAUAUAUAUAUAUAUAUUUCGGAAAUCUCUGAAUCAAUUUUUUCCAAGAACGGCCCAUUUCUAACUUUGUCCAUGUUUCAAGUCGUAAAUGAGAAACAUUAUACACUUACAUGUAUACUAUAAAAAAGGAAGCAUAGAUAUAUAAAUUAAAUACUUCUUUCCCAUGUACAUCAAAACCCUGUUAAAUAAGUUGGUUAUCGAUAAUAAACGCCAUCACGCUUGCA
Messenger RNA from Cataglyphis hispanica, 6477 nucleotides. RefSeq names its product homeobox protein PKNOX2-like. Bases 574 to 2040 code for a protein of 488 amino acids. Lineage: Eukaryota; Metazoa; Arthropoda; Insecta; Hymenoptera; Formicidae. The transcript has 7 exons. The record is from RefSeq and is a predicted model, not a curated record. Gene Ontology annotation, molecular function: DNA-binding transcription factor activity, RNA polymerase II-specific; RNA polymerase II cis-regulatory region sequence-specific DNA binding. Gene Ontology annotation, biological process: regulation of transcription by RNA polymerase II.